Scylla paramamosain (green mud crab) is the source of this 3762-nucleotide messenger RNA. RefSeq names its product ras-related protein Rab-32B-like. NCBI's taxonomy places the organism in Eukaryota, Metazoa, Arthropoda, Malacostraca, Decapoda, Portunidae. Gene Ontology annotation, cellular component: late endosome; lysosome; phagocytic vesicle. Gene Ontology annotation, biological process: endosome to lysosome transport; phagosome-lysosome fusion. The record is from RefSeq and is a predicted model, not a curated record. The transcript is spliced from 7 exons. Bases 145 to 792 code for a protein of 215 amino acids. Gene Ontology annotation, molecular function: GTP binding; GTPase activity.
AUAAUAAUAAUAAUAAUAAUAAACAACGCUAGACAAUAAGGUGUGCAGUAGCCAGGGGUUCGGAGUUGGGAUGCGGGCAAAUGCUCCUCACAUGACUGGACUUCCAGGAACUUGCUGUGGCUGCCGCGCUACUUCUCUUCCAGGAUGACUGCUGUCGCCCCCCUGGAACACAGCACGGUGCCCAGGGAGUUACAGUUUAAGGUGCUGGUCAUCGGGGAGUUCGGCGUAGGGAAAACUGCAGUCAUCAGGAGGUACACAGAGGGUCACUUCAGCCCUUACUACAAACUGACCAUUGGUGUGGACUUUGCAGUGAAAACUCUGGACUGGGAUGCCAAGACCAAAGUUACAGUGCAGCUUUGGGACAUUGCCGGACACGAGAGAUUUGGCCACAUGACUCGUGUGUAUUAUAAAUAUGCUGUAGCAGCCGUGGUAGUGUUUGACCUCUCCAGACCUCCGACAUUUGAUGCUGUGCUAAAGUGGGUGAGUGACAUUCGAGAGAAGGUAACAUUGGGUGAUGGCCGCCCACUGCCUGUCCUGCUGCUGGCCAACAAAUGUGAUAUUGACUCCAUCACCAUACACCCUGAUGUGAUCUCAAACUUCUGCAAGCAACAUCACAUUGAUGCCUGGUUCCUCACUUCAGCCAAGGAAGACAUCAACAUAGGAGAUGCCAUGAAGUGGCUGGUAGGCCGCAUCUUAGAAGUUCGGUCAAGUUCCCCAGCUCCUGCCCCAAUGGUACGUCCACUGGCCCCAGAGGAUCCUCCAGAGAAGGCCCCUACCUACUGCUGCAGGUGAACAAAGCAUAUCAGCAAAUUGGUCACAAGCAGCAGAUGGUAUGGUGUCUCGCUGAACAGUCUUUGUGAUGCUGUUAAGCACUGAUUAGCCACCCUUGCCGUGGAAACAGUCCUGCAGAGACACCGUGCUGGAGCAGAGCCAUGCAACACUGCCAUGUGGGGCUCAUGCUGGUGCAAUGAGGUACUUAAGAUCCUGAGAAAUGGAGGCUGCUGGAAUAGAUUUUAGUUACAUGUUUAUUUUUCUCGACUCAAUCCAUCCCAUGCUCUACAUCGUAAAACGUGUAGUAGCAUGAUUUUUCUUUCAUUUGUUUUAAAAAAAUUUAUUCUGUUUUGUGUUGUCUAGUCAACAAAGACAUAGAUUUAUGUACUGUGUAUGAUUUUUUAACAGAGAUGCAGUAUUUUGUAACUGAUGCCUGAUUAGAGCAACUGUUAUUGAAUUUUAUUUUUAAGUUUAAUUAUUAAGUAGAAUAUGAAUUGUUCCUGAUUUGUUGAGGAUUUAGCCAAGAUAUUAUUUGUGCAGCGGUGUAAGGAUCAUGUUUGUUAAGUGCCUGAUCAAGACCUUGUCCGUCCAUUGUCUAGUUAUUGUGGGAGCUUUAGGCUGCUUCAUGCUGCCCAAGGACCACAUAAGUUUUUCAUGAGUCUUUCAGUAACUUUUUGGGAGUACACCUACCCAUUGUCUGUUUGGGUUUUGUACUCAUUGUGGUGUUUUUACUAUAACUAAUGGAGCAAUAUGGUUUGGUGCAACCUUUCCUAAGUUCCUUAUCCAGGGUGGGAUAUGGAACAGUGAGUAAUUAAGCUUGGGAGAUUAUAUCUGUUGAACCCCAUCAUUCUCAUCUAUUUCCUUAAGUAAUUUCAUAACCAAAGUUGCCUCAAAUUUAACCAUUUAUUGAUUCUUUGCAAGGAAUUAUAAAUGGUCUUUCUCCCAAUAAUUUAUCUCUCUGGCAGCAAUACUAUUCAACUCAGUGGUGAUUCUGGGUAUUGUUGUACCACUGGUUAGUAAAAUGGAGAUGAUACUGUACUCAUAGUACAGUGGAAUAAUUUUUCCUUCAUUACAUCUCUGACUUGGGAUCAUCUUUUAAGAGAGGGACUGGUGGGUGGAUUGAUGGUGGUAUUGGUGAAAUCCAAACUUGUAAGGGAUAAUCUGGUCAUCCAGCAUCAAGUAUAGUGAGUGGCCAUUCUUCUCGUCCUCCAGUAGAACACCUAUUACAUUUAAAUACCUUGCAAGCUUCCAAUUUACCAAGCCUCCUUUAACUACAUUUGUGGUGUUUUUGUAUCAUAUCCAUCCCACUUCCCUCUCACAAAUAGCAUGACUUGGUAAGGAACUGUAGGGACCUCAACUUGAAUUAUUAGACAGAUGUACACAGAAUUUGAACUUUCACUGCUGAUAUAUAUAUAUAUAUAUAUAUAUAUAUAUAUAUAUAUAUAUUUUUUUUUUUUAUUUACUUAUUUAUUUAUUUUUUUAUUCUGGAGACCCAAUCAUUAUAUCAUUUAUUACAAAAAAGAUUGUCUAAAGGGACUAAUUUUGGCCAAGAAUUUGUGCAAAAAAAGUAGCUUGAGCUUUGAAGCUGGCUAUCAGUGAGCUUACUACUUUCAGGAAGCAAAAACACAGUAUGAAAAUGGCUGUAACAUAAAUACAUUCCUGCUCUUGUGAUAUUGUAUUUAGAGAAUAUGAGUUUCCCCCCCCCCAGGUGAGGCAGCAUUACAUAAGUGUGAUGCCUUUGAAGGAAAUUGUUAUCAACCCUGCACAUGCUCAGAACACGAAAGUUGUCCUACCAGUGUGGAUCUACUUUCUCUGGACCUCACUUUCCAGCUAAUGCCUUAAAUUGUUGUCUUUGUAAGGGAGAAGAACUUGGACAAACUUCUCUCUAAAGUAAUUUAAUGAAAGACUACUACAAUUCAUGCCACAUCCUUGCACUGUCCUCUUUGCCAACUCAGUGUGUGUGAGAGAUGAAUUUUGUCAUCAACUUUUUAAUUUUUCUGCAGCUGAGAGUUUUUAGAAUGGGAAUCGACAACUAUUUUAUAUGCAUGAUCCUAGGAUGUCAUAGCAUGUAUGGAGUGCAGGUAGUGAAGGUUCCUAAUGCUGUUUGAGGUUCCUUUUUAUCACAAUUACCUUGCACUGCUCAUUUUGGGGAAAUUUAAUAACUGAAAAAAUAAUAAUGCUGUUGAAGAUGUUGGCAACAAGUGAGAAUAUAGAUAAAAACUAAGCAACCAUACAUGAGAGCCAACUUUGUUUGUAUUUUGACUUUUCUCUCGUUUUCCAGCUAUACAUUUUAUCGCUCAAAAAAGAUUAUCACAUGUAUAAUUAUAUUUUUAUAUCUUUUAAUUUGUUUUUUUGGUUCAGUGUAGCUGAAAUGAUUGUGUGUGUUGCUGAUGAGUUCCAGAUAUGUGUGAUUGUGUUCAGAUAUCCCAAUCUGGUCACUGUUGGAGUACAAUGUCAUGUAGAUUAGUUCUCAGUAUUUCUCAAUAUUAUAUGACAUCUUAAUUUUUCUCCAUGGCUUAUGUAUUCGAGAAUACAUUUUAUUCCUUGUUAGAGCUGAUCAGGUCAGUCUCUGCUUGUAGUCAUAUUAAUAUUUAAAAAGUUAUGUAUUAUGUUUUUAAAUCUCACUCUAAGGAAUUCCUUCAUGGAAGGCCUAUAUAUCCAUGUUUACUGUUUUAGAUUGUUGAUUCUCAUUUUAUCAUAAAUGCUUCUAGAACAGUUAAAUUUUACACCUAAUAGAAAAUUUGCUUUCAUGCAUUGUAUAUUGAAAACUGCAACAGUGGCACAAGCUUGCAAUAUUUAAUAUUAAUGGCAAAAUACUGACAUUUUACUGUGGACAGCAUAGUUGGAAGAAAAUAUGAAUACUUUGUGCUUGAAUCUUGCUACCAGGAACUUGGUAAUGGGCCCAUAAUUUUUAUCCAUGUAUGGUCUUUGGCAGCUCCUAUGUUCUUGUCAUUUUCCUAUUGGAAAGGAGUAAUAAAUUGUGGAAACGAA